Messenger RNA from Pygocentrus nattereri (red-bellied piranha), 1534 nucleotides. RefSeq lists its product as uncharacterized. The record is from RefSeq and is a predicted model, not a curated record. Bases 461 to 1306 code for a protein of 281 amino acids. NCBI's taxonomy places the organism in Eukaryota, Metazoa, Chordata, Actinopteri, Characiformes, Serrasalmidae. The transcript is spliced from 2 exons.
UCUUCUCAUAACUGCUCCCACCUUUCACACACGUGCAGUGGCCCGCUCAUUCUGUUCUUCUCUCUUCAUCUCUUUCUGGACGUCUGAGAUUCCUCAAAACCAAAAUGUGGCGUACUGCAGGGGUGUCAUCUGGGGCCUGACCUGUUUUUUCUGCAAUGCACUUGCUGCAAAGGAGGUGGUUUCCUGUUGCUGUUGCCAACACAAAAGGAUCAAAGAUAUGCAACGCCUCCUUUAGCUUGAUAUCACUCCAUUGGUUUCAAAAUGUACUAACUGUUGAUGUGUGCACUUUGACUUUAAAGCUCUUACAUCUCUGUUGUUUUUCACACAUUCUACAUUUGUGUGCUAUCAGGUGAUUUCAGUCAUUUCGACCUUCAUCAGGCCUACAAAUGAAGCAUCUUUUCAAAAAGAAAAAAAAAAAGCAAAUAAUAUGGAUGUUAAUUAAGCUGAUUAAUUAAUAGUAAUGUAUGGCACUCUUCGGGCCUCUCUUUCUUCCCCUUUCUCAGGCAUUAUGAGGCCACUAAUGCCCCUGUGCCUGAGCAUGCUCUGUUUGCUCCUUCCCACCGCUUCUGUCACCAUGGCUGGCUUUAACACAAGCGCCACAAAUGUAAGCAUUGCGAGUAAAGCACCCACCCAUACUGCUGUGGUCAGCACAAAUGCAACUGAGGGACUGUCUUCUUCAGCCUUGCACACUUCUACUGCCUCUGUGACUGCACAACGUGAAAAUAACAGCACGUCUACAAAAGCUACUAUUGCAACGCAUCAAUCAACAGAGACUAUAAAACCACAAAACUCUAAGCAGUCCAGUUUAGGCACAGUGGUGGUAAUAGUGUUCAUCUUGAUGCUCAUCAUCCUUUUGGUCUUCGCGUUCAGAUGGUACAUGCUGAACCCUGCCCGUCGCUCCUUCCGUGGUCUAUGGUAUAGCAUUGUAGAGACCGCACGGUUGGCGUGGAGUACCAUAAGGGGAUGUCUGCAGCGUCCUCAAAAACGAGCAGAGGAGAUAGAGGCGGAUGAGGAGGUGGAGGAGAUGGAGGCAGGAGGAGGAGGAGGGGAGAAUAUGGAGGAAGGCCCAAAGGAAGAAGGAGCAAAGCAGGAGGACAACGACUCUGAUUCAGACAGUUCCUUGGAAGAAUAUUCUAUCGUGGACGCUGCCAACCUGGCGGAGGGCGAGAAGCAGACGGGAGGAGAGGAGGAGGACAGGAAGAGCGCGAAAGAGGAAGGAGGAGAAACAGAGGAGAUGACGUCCGUCACAUUAGAGGACGAUGAGAAGGCAGAGCCGGAGGAGGUGGAUGACCUUACGCCAUUGUAAAAGCUAGGGAUGUGCUGCAGGUUGGGAAAAGGGAUAGCUGCGGGCAGGGAGGGGUCAGUAAAGGGAUUAGUUUAGGAGUUUCGUACAUGUGAACUGUUUUUUUGGUUAUUUUUGUAAAGUUAUUCAAAGUUCUGUAAGCUUGUAAUUAAAGAUUUUUUACCUCUUUUUAAGUCCAAUGAAAACAUCUGUGUAUGUGCCUUACUCAAUAAAAGCUAAUGUUUGAAUUAG